AACAUUCUCGGUGAAACAAGAAGAACGGAACGACAAACGCCAAAUAAUUAUUCGAAUCCGAAUCUCAUUGGAAACAGAUCGCCAGUCAACGAAAGAUUCACAAGCGGAAAUGACCCAGCCAUGAAGAGAUGCGAACUUUGUGGGGAUCGACAUUUCGCAGAUGAAUGCAUCACGUAUCAUGAGGUGACAAACAGGAAGCAUCGAAUAAAUGAGUUAGGCUUAUGUUCGCGUUGUCUUAGAAGCGGACAUACAGGCAGAGCUUGCUCUUAUCGAAAGCCGUGUUAUUUCUGCAAGGGUGAUCAUCACUCCGCACUUUGUUUACCACGUAACAAUCUAUAUUAUGGUGAAUGGAAGGCAAAUCACAACCCAGUUUAUCAAAAUGAUAGAAAAAGGAAUCCAGCAGUUCCUCCCAAUUCAAUAAAUCACUAUGAUCAGUUCAAACGUCGUCCAGGAGAAGUGUACGAAGCCCGACAAAAUGAAAUCAAAACAGAGAACUUAUCGCUGCAACCACAAAGCUACUACGCAACGCAACAAACAUACCCACCAGAGCAUUUGACCAACGUGCAGCAACCCAACAGCUCAAAUUCAGCAACUGAAGAAUUUUUUCCUCGCCGCUCGGUGCCUCAAGCAAGCCAAGUAAAUCAUGUAAAAGUAGAGGAAAAUGAAGACAACAAUGACACCCACAUUAUCAACUAUUCAACAAUCGACAAUCAAAUCAGUGACCAUACACAAAAAGAAGUAUAUUUGAUGACUUCUAAAGUAAAGGUGCGUAAUCCUGAAGAGAAUGACAGAACGGGUGAAGACACGAUAAUCUUGUUCGACUCAGGGUCUCAAAGAACGUUCAUAACCGACGCAAUGACCCGUCAACUUCAUCUAACUCCGAAAUUAGAACAAGUAUUAUCACUGUGCACGUUUGGAAGGAAAGGCAUCACCCGCGUAGCCUCUAAAUUAGUCGAAAUUGAAAUUGAACUAAUCAAUGGAACCCGGAAAGUAAUCGAAGCUAAUUCAAUUCCAUUACUCACAAGAGAAUUAAAAGCACGAAUCUCCAAAAACGAUCUAGAAAUGACAAAGAAAUCUCCUUAUUAUGAAAGCAUAAUAAAGCCAGACAUAUUAAUUGGUUCUGAUUACAUGUGGGACUUCAUAAAGAUAGGUACAAAAACAGCUGAUGGAUUAUACAAAAUGGGAAUCAUCUGUCUUCAUAAAAUUCUAACUUCGAUUAUUGAUAUAUUUGGCGAUUACAGAAGCUUUGAGCUGAUCUUCCAUAUUGUCUGA
Messenger RNA from Anisakis simplex (herring worm), 1272 nucleotides. The record is from the annotation of a GenBank genome assembly. NCBI's taxonomy places the organism in Eukaryota, Metazoa, Nematoda, Chromadorea, Rhabditida, Anisakidae.